UCAAUUCAAGAUGGUCGCUUCACAAGGUGAAACACUCGCAAUGUCAUUUAAUUCGCAGAAUACUAACAGAUGAUGACCAGUUUCAGUGAUAUUUAAGUCUAAUAACGAAAUGCCACACAUACAAUCAGUGUUUAAUGGACGCACAGGGACUAGGGAGAACGAUAAUGAUAUAUACAUAGCCCUCGUUGCGCUAGGAAUUUUCAAUUAGGUUCCAAUUAUGUGUUUGCUGUGUUUUUGCUGGUGUUAGCUUGGAACCAGGAAGGAAGAGGAUUAAUACUUGCUUAAAGGUCCUUUUUGUUUAUAGUCACAAUUUUGUCUUUUACAACGGAAUUAUCUUCUACAAGUGGUGAUGCGAGAGUAUCCAAGGUGAAGGUCACUGUUGGGUGGGAUCCCGCUGGCGUCGUGUUCACCACUGGCAUGGUGAUGGCUUCGAGCCAUAGGUACAACAAGCGGACCGAGUCCCUGCCCAGCACGCUGCCUAAUGCUCUCAUGUUUGGCAACGGGCAGAUUAACCACGAGGAAAACCCUAACUACUUGGUCUACAAAAAGAUGGAGAUGAUAGUUGAACGUAUGCAGGAUGAGGCCACGGGCGUGCCGGUUCGCACCGUCAAAAGCUUCAUGUCCAAAGUCCCCAGUGUGUUCACAGGCCAGGAUCUGAUCAUGUGGAUGAUGAAGAACCUUGAUGUGGAGGAUCAAGUUGAGGCUCUACACCUGGCUCAUUUGAUGUCGUCCCAUGGCUACUUUUUCCCAAUAGAUGACCACUACCUUACUGUUAAAUGUGACAACACAUACUAUAGGUUCCAGACUCCAUGUUUUUGGCCGUCAAGAUGUGGCGAACCAGAAAAUACAGACUAUGCUGUGUAUUUAUGCAAGAGGACAAUGCAGAAUAAGCAGAGAUUGGAACUUGCCGAUUACGAGGCGGAAAAUCUCGCCCGACUGCAGAAAAUGUUCUCGCGGAAGUGGGAGUUCAUCUUCAUGCAAGCAGAAGCUCAAGCUAAAGUGGACAAGAAGCGCGACAAACUGGAACGAAAGGUGCUAGACAGCCAGGAACGUGCAUUCUGGGAUGUACACAGACCAGUCCCUGGCUGUGUAAAUACCACUGAAGUUGAUAUAAAGAAAGCUUGUCGCAUGAACAGACAUUCCAAAAUGUCGCGGGUAGGUACCUGGAACAAUUGGAUAAGCCCUAACUACGCAGUUCCUGGUGGAAGAAUAAGUCCGAGCGUGUCGGAGGCCGAUCUUAACCAUCCUGCUGAUACUGUCCGCAAGGACUUCUCACAUGCCAUCGACUUGUUGAAAAAGAAGUUAGAAAAGAGACGAGUAAAGAUAUCAAAAGUUACUGAGAGUUAUGUAGCCUACUACGAGCAGUAUGCUGAGUAUGACGCAUUCUGCACCCCCGCCGACCCAACGAACCCAUGGAUCACAGACAGCACCGAGUUCUGGGAUCAAGAUAAAACUAUGAGUGCUAGAGAUAUCCCGCUGCGACGGGUGAAGCGAUGGGCAUUUUCCGUGGAGGAGCUUCUGAAAGAUCCUGCAGGCAAGGACCAGUUCAGCAAGUUUCUUGACAAGGAGUUCUCCGGUGAAAACCUCAAAUUCUGGCUGGCGUGUCAGGAGUUACGAGGUGUAAAGUUAUCAGAAUUACAUGAACGCGUCCAUGAAAUAUACUCUGAGUUUUUGGCUCCUGGAGCUCACAAUCCCGUCAAUAUAGAUGCUCGGAUAGCUGAACUGGUGCGCAAACGUGUAGAUGACAACCCAAAUAGAUACUGUUUUUCAGAAGCUCAGGACCAUAUAUUCAAAUUAAUGAAAAGUGAUAGUUACAGCAGAUAUAUACGAUCAGACAUGUAUAAAGACUUCCUUAGUGGCACACGGAAGAAAGUAAGACUCCUGUUGCCCUCCAUUGCUAGUAACUUUACUUUCAAACACACGUGAUUCUCAACGCCACUUGGUUCGCACUCUCCGCAACGUUAUUGUGACUCCGCAAGCACUUGUGUGGCUCUUCAAGCAUUUGUUGUUUAUGACUGCCCGCUCUCGUCUUUUGCAAGUCAGUGUGAAACGCAUGUACUUACAACUUACAAGUUAAACUUCAUUGUGACAUAGUUUCCAAUACCAAUUGCUGUGUAGUGUGAGAGUUUUGGGAUAAAGAAUUAAAGAGAAUUUCUUUUGAACCAUUUUCUGAUAAUGAAAUCAUCCUUGUAGCAGGAGAGCAAGGACAUUUAGCCGAAACAAGUUGGAUGUUCAUUGCACAUGUUUGGAAUUCGUGGAGAAACUUGUAAUUUUAAGUACUUGCAACUGAAAACCUGUGAUUGUGCAAGCCAUUGUGACUUUGCAAGCAUUUUGAGCUUGAAAGCACAGCUUGACUGUGCAAACAUUGUUAGUUUUGCAAGCAUAUUGACUUGGCAAGCACAGGCUGCUCUUCAAGUUCACGUGACUUGGAGCUUUUUUGAUAUGUCACUGUGUAUCUUUUUUGAUGACUUAUUUUUCUCUUUUAACAGUGUUUAUAUUAUUUUUAUAGAAAUUUUAUUUAAGCUAGUCUGUUUUUUGAAGGAAAGAGUCAAUGUUUUGUCAUAACCUUGGUGCCGUUGAUGUCAUUGGAGUUGCUGUCAGCGUGCAAAAACGCAAACCUUUUCCAUAACUCAAAUUAUAGAUAUUCAAAAAAUGAUUGGUAAACAUGUUGCAAGGGACAAUACACACAUUUACAGCAAGACCAAUUACUCUGGCUUUAAUAAGUGUCGAGUUAAUUUUGCUCCUUUUUUGACCGAUGACCAACAGACAAGUGUGGGCAUUUUACUCCUCAGCCCUUUUUGUUUAAAAUUCCUAUAAGACGUAAAUGUUAAUUUAUGACUGUGUCAUUCAUUUUACAAAAGCAAUGGACCUUUGAUGUUUGUUCAAGAUCACGUGAUCUAUAUAACAUGUAGCUAGCACCAACUUUCCCUUUUAUUUUAGCACAUUAUUAGCUUCUUAGAGGUGAAUUUCUGCUAUUAAAUGUGUGCCUUUUUGAUUUCACUCAAUGAAUUACUUUAGUUUUGUUAAUAUUAUUGGGAAACUAUGUCUUCUGGUAAAAUUUUAUAUAUUUAUUUCUUUCUUUAAACAUAUGUGUGAACAUAAAUUAAACAGAUUAUGGAUGUGUUAACCAAAAGUAAUUUUUAGAACUUCAGUCUUAAGGAAUUCAAUACCCAAUUUUGUGAAUCCUAGGUGCCUGGUGCCCAUAAAUUAUUUUGGUAUCAAUGGAAAGGUUUUUAUGUGCAGAAUCAGACAUGUCAACCUUUGGCAAUGGCAGAGAGGCAGAUUUAGGUCUCUUAAGGGGUAGAUAGGAAACAUUGUAAACAAAAACUUGAUGUUUGUUAUUAUUUUUAGAUUUUUGGAAAAUACGCAUAAAAUGUGUCAUGGUUCAGAGUCCUGUCAAAUGUCAGUGUUUUUUAUUGAGAAACAGAAGGAAUAUUACCUCCGACUGGUAAAAACUAGUUUAUAUAUAGUAGAGCUACUAAUAAAUCAAAUCAGACUGCUAAAACAGGUCAAAGUGUAAGUGCAGACGACUGCAGAAUUGUAUCUCUGCAUUACAUUAACAUAUAAGUGAUCAGCAAGUAAAACCCUUAUAAACGAUACCAAACUGUCAUAGAUUCACCAGGCGUCAAAAUAUAACACUACGUUAAGGGAACUUACGGUAAACCAGGGAUACCUUUGAACUCUUAUUUUUAUGCUCACAAUCUGAAAUGGAUGAAUAAUGUUACACUAACUUAUGUCAUAACAGCUACAAGUGCUAUUUGCUAAGCUGUGUACAUGUUUAGCUAUCAAUAUUGUUGUCUUUCCAUGUAAGCUAGUGCCAUUUCAAUGUGCAUUCUUACCAUUGGUACUAUUUGAAUUUUGUUGCAUGUUUACUGAUUCUUGAAUGGUCAUGUAUAUUGAGGUUGGAGAUACCGUAAUCAUGUAUUAUAAUUUUGAAUGAAAAAUGUUCAACAAGUUAAGAUCUAUGCCUAAUUUCAUGAAUAUUAAAGCACCCAAAAUUAAAAACAGGUAUAAUAAAUUUAUGGCGUAGCAAUUCAUGGGACUUGAGUUCUUGAACUGAAUGUUGAAUGGAUUUAUUUUUAUGAGCCUGCUUGUGGGGGAAUAAUAUUAUCAUAUACUUAAGAGAAAGAAACAUAUUAACUAUAUUUGACCCAAAAUGACUCCAAAACUGAAGUAUUUAAGUAUGUCAAAACACACCUAUCAACUCAGCUUUUACAUUUCCAAAAAUAAUUGCAAUAAAUAUGAUGAACGAAACAUCAAUUUUAAGAGGCUUAAAAUUUAAUUUGAUACUAGUUUCAAAAAAGAACUUAAGUCCCAUUAAAGACUAAGGAAUUCUAAUAACUUUUUAAUAUAAUGACUUCUUGUUGACUUUCAUGAGUAUAAUUAUUAAUGUAAAAAAGUAAGUGCCAAAGUGAAAAAUGCCAAAAAGAGAUUCAUUAAAAAGUUUGUUAACUUGCAUUCAUGGAUAGCAUAAAUCUUUAUGUUUGGAUGCAAGUUAAUCCAUGUUGUUUCAUAUUUAUGUGUGUCUAAGUUGUUUGCCAGUGAAAUCACAUGUUGACGUGUGUGGAGGAUAAUUGCUGUUAUUUUCUUUCCCACAGAACAAAACUUACAACUUCUCUGUAGUUUAGCAUGUCAGCAUUUUGGCCUCUUUCUAUGGAUUUCUAGCUCAUCUGUUUUUUUCAUAUUGCGAUAGCCUUGGUUUCAUCAUGUGCAAUAACUUUAACCUUGGCCAUUAUUUAAAAAAAUGUUUAACAUAUCCAUAUGAAACUUGGUAGACAUGUUGCCACUGACAAUACACACAUGUAUAGCAUGGCCAAUAACUCUGACUUAUGCCCCUUUUUUCAACCAAUACAAAAAUUGCAUAAACUAAAUUUGGUCAUAAUUAUAAAUGUUCAAAAUAUUCAAAUGAAACUUGGUGGACAUGUUGCCACUGACAAUACACACAGGUAUAACAAGGUUAAUAACCCUGAGUUAUGCCCCUUUUUAAACCAAUACAAAAAUUGCAAAAAACUACAUUUGGCCGUAAAUGUUCAAAAUAAUCAAUUGAAACUAAAACUAAAGUUAAAGAAAUUCAAAUACAAUGUAGUACACAUGUUGCCAGAGAUGAUAUGAACAUGAAUGGCAAGGCCCAUAACUUUGACUUGAAAAAUUGUCCAGUUAUGCCCCUUUUUCAACAAAAUCAACUACAGAUGAGGGUUUGGCAUUUACUUUAGGGCGCUCUUGUUUCAUUUUAUAUUUUUCUGUUAAAUUUUGUCAUUGAAAAUACACAUAAAAUAAUUAUUCUUCUUAAAAAAAUACAGUCAUGCAAAUGUAAACCUUACAAAUAAGGCUAUAGUUAGAUAAUUUUUAAAUAGUUUGAACUAGUGAUGGCUCGUUGAUCAAAUAUUCAAAUAUUCAUCCUGCAUCGCAGUUAAUUUGUAAUGAUCGAUUGUCAUCAAACUUUAUUAAAAUCCCAAAAAGAAGACAAACUCCCAUUUCUACAAUGCAUUUUGACUUAAAACUUUGACUUCAUCAGGUGAAAGCAGCUAAGUAUAAUGGAAAAAAAUGUCAUAACAAUUAUAUAUAUAUAUAUAUAUACACACACAUUAUACAAGUGGGUGCUUUUUAAAAUGUACAAAAUAUAUUUUGAUACUAGUACAUAUUUUAAAGAGAAAUACUUUUUCAUUAUUUCCGAUUUAAUGAUCAAUUUUGGGAGUCUAAUUCGAUUGGAUUAGGUAAUUUGGCCAAUAAUCCAUCACUAGUUCAAUAGAUUUUAAUAGAUUUUUAAUUUAUAACGAAACUUUAAUGUCCAUACAUUACAGAGCAAGAAGCGACUGGUACCUCUAGAACUUAGGAAAAUAACAGCAUUAUGACAUGAUAGGUCCACAGGUCAUACUUCCAACCAGACAAAUGCCAAAUAAUGUUGUACGGGAAAACAUUGUACACCAAGUAAUAAAGAAUUGCUGCAGAUUGUUAACAUUUUGCGAGGGUUUAUUUUUUUCUGAUUUUUUGCACAGCAAAGUUUUUAAUUUACUUCUGAUGUCCAUUGAGUAGAUAAUGGCAGCUUGGCAAAAUUGGCGAAAACCGAAAAUUGUAAAAAAACAUUACCUCAUGAAAUGAAAGCAGUCUACGGUAUGUAAUAUUGACCUAAAUGUUUCAGAUUCAGUAAGCUAAGUGGACAUAUUAAUAAAAAUAGUAGUAAUAAAAGCUUUGCCAUUUGGGGUUUUAUAUUGGUAGUCAUGAAAACUUUGCCGUUCGGGAUCCAAUUAUACAUGUAGGUAGAUUUUGAGCACCGAAAUUCAUUUUUCAUAGGAUUUAUUGUAAAAGUCAAUUAUUUAUAUCCAUUAUAUGACAUGCGAUGUUGACGACAAUUGUUUGAAAAAAUACUGCUGUAUCAUCAAGAUAUUAUUUUACUAGGUUAAUUUUAUAUAAUUACCAUUAUGUGUAGUUUGAUACAAUGAAUAUUCUUCUCUUCAGUUAAUUUAUGAUUGAAAAUACAAUAAUUUUUUCUAACUACAAAUAUUUUAUUUCUUUAAAUCUCUAUUGUUCGACAAACUCUUCACAUGUUUCUCAGUUGUAAACACUCACAUUAUACAUUUUUUGGGAAAUUGUUUGCCGAGUACCAUUUUCAAUAUAAAUUGUGCAAAGUUAAUGCACUAUAAAUUUUUGUCUAGAUUUUUACACUGCAGCUCCAAUUAUUCGCAAUCAUUUAUAGUGCAAUGUUCAUUAUAACGUGAUGCCGUCCUGGUUCCCGAUUUAAAAAAUAGAGAAGCAUUUUGCAUGAUGCUGUGAACAUAAAAAACGUGAAUGACACACAAAUUGCAAUAUAAAAAACAAGUACUGUUGAAAUAUUUGGUACAUUUAUUGCCAUACGGGCCUAUCAGCAUAUAUAAUACGAAGACUGAUAAGCCCAUCUGGCUCUCAAAUGGACAGUGUUUCUAUUUGUUCUCUACCAUUACUUGCUUCCUAAGCAAUAAGAUUAUUCUUUAUAAUUAAAACAUGAUCUUCACUUUAAAUUAUUAUAACUAGGUCUUGGUCGGUAUUCAAAGAACAUCUUAAGUCAUUUCCUAUCUUUAGUCAUUUCCCUUAAGUUUACUGGUCAUAUUAUAUAAUAACUAGAUGAUAUAUAAAAUACUUCAUUGAAAAGUCAUUUUCCUUAGUUAAGUAUUUUACUGGUCAUAUUAUAUAAUAACUAGAUGCUAUAUAAAAUAUUUCAUUUAAAAGUCAUUUUUCUAAGUUCAGUAUUAAAAUGUCUUCUUUAGUUAAGUAUUUUACUAGUCAUAUGAUAUAAUGACUACCUGUAUUAAUCUUACCUAAAAUACUUUAUUUAUAUUAUUUUUAUGUAAUGUAUACAAACUUUUAUGUAAAAAACACUUGUACUUCUCUUUAAAUUUGACUCUGGAAAGUUGAGGGAAAUUGACCUCGACCUCAGUUAAAAAAUGACUUAAGAUGUUCUAUGACUACCAGUCCAGUUUCAUUAAUUUGGUGAAUGGUACAUGUAUGAAUGAAGAGACUGGUUGAUGAUUUGUUGUGUUUUGUAAAUAUUAGGACUUUUCUCAUCUAUUUAUUGAAUAAGUUAUAACUUAUUUAGGAUAAACUAGUGUGUACAUGUAAAUAAAAAAUCAUAUGUAAAUAGUAUUUUAUUAUUAUGAAUUUUAUGUCAUGAACUGUUUUACUAGUUAAAUAUUUUGUGAUUUGACGGGAUAAUUUCAUUCAUAUGAUGAAUAGGCGAUUGUUUGUGGAUAUUUAUGGAGGUCAAAUAGGUUAAGACAGCCUAUACAUCUCAAGUUGACAUUGUAAAUUUUGUUGCUUCACACACACAGCUGUCAAUAAUAUGUCUUAUUAUGUACAUGUAAUUGAUUUCUUGAUUUCUGUCCUUGGUAUUUUUUUUUCUAUUUCCAAAAGAUGCCAUAUUGUAAGUUCUUGACAAAUCUUGUGGGAUGAUUGUUCAGAACUUUGUUAAAGUUAACAGCGCGAUGUUUACUGUUAACUGUUAAACAUGAAGUGUUUGAUGAUGUGCAGACAUAUUUAAAAAUAAACAAGUACAGUUAAACAAUUGUUUCAAAUCUUGUUAGAAAUACAGCAGAUCACAUGUGUUUCCAUUAAACUUCCAGAGCAGUAACAAUUUAAAAUUCAACAGUAGUGACGUUAACAAUGUUGUUAACUUUAACAAAGUUCUGAAAGAUCAGCCAAAUAACAGUUAAAUAUUAUGUUUAAUGGAUAACAAAAGGUACACCAUUGUUCACAAUAUACUUUUAACUCCUAAUUAUCGCAUAUUUUCAAACGUAAGUUGAAAAAAUCCCAAGGUGGUUAGAUUAAUUUUUGUGUUACAUUUUUUGAAUGACCUCACCCACACACAUUUUUCUAUCUUGCAUCCAAAUUUAAGUAGCAUACUCCCGUGCCAUUCUAUAACCCAGAGGUUAAAGCGAAAUUCAAAUCGAUGUUUGCGCUAUAUUUGUUAUUACUACGAUUCGUCUUUCUGAAAGCAGCACACAGCGUUUGGUGCUCGAAUUGCUUGUACUCAAUAAAAUGAAUAUGUAAAAUACAUGUGUUAUGAUACUUGGUUAAAGUGCCAAUUGUUUUACAAUGAUUUUAUUGGGCCCAUUGUUCAGAACUUUCUUGAAGUUAACCACGUUGUUAAUAGCAUCGUUGUUAACUUUAAUAGGUAAAAUAUACAUGUAUUUGCAUAAAACAUGUACAGCUGAAACAGUGGUCUCAAAUCUUGUAAGAAAUACUGUAGAUCACAGGUGUAUCCAUUAAACUUUCAGUGCAGGAACAAUUUUAAAAUUAACAACGUUGCUAACUUUGAUAAAGUUCUGAACAGUCAGCCCAAAAUAAUCUUAUUCUGCUCUAUUUAUCGGAUCAUUGUGUAGAUCUCAGAUGUCUGCUAUGUAUUAGUACCCUGUAGAAGCUUUAUAUAUGUAAGAAUACUUGGUCAAGUAUUUUUCAAACUUGUGCAAUAUUUUUACAAAAUUUACGGAUCAAAACAAUACAGGUAAUACUACCCAAAUGUUGGUCAUUUAGCCUGUGCAAUAGUUUUUUCAUUCGGCCUGUGCAAUAGUUAUUCCGAUUAAUUUAAAUAUAAAAUUUAGUAACCAAAAGCAGUUUACUAUCAUCUCACUAACCAUUUUACAGUGUCACUAGGCAUAAAAAUGAUUAAAAGGGCAACAAAGUCCAAGAGAAAAUUCCUUGGAAAGUAGCUGCUUCCAUAACACAAUCAUGAACAUGUUAAUGUAAAAACUAUAUGUACAUGUAUUGACAAAAUUAUGUACAUGUACAUGUAAGGACAAAAGUAUAUACAUGUAAUGACAAAACUAUGUACAUGUAUGACAAAACUAUGUACAUGUAAUGACAAAACUAUGUACAUGUAAUGACAAAACUAUGUACAUGUAUGACAAAACUAUGUACAUGUAAUGACAAAACUAUAUACAUGUAAUGACAAAACUAUGUACAUGUAUGACAAAACUAUGUACAUGUAAUGACAAAACUAUGUACAUGUAAUGACAAAACUAUGUACAUGUAAUGACAAAACUAUGUACAUGUAUGACAAAACUAUGUACAUGUAAUGACAAAACUAUAUACAUGUAAUGACAAAACUAUGUACAUGUAUGACAAAACUAUGUACAUGUAAUGACAAAACUAUGUACAUGUAAUGACAAAACUAUGUACAUGUAAUGACAGUUGUGUGAUUUUCUUCCAUUGUUCAUGUCAUCAGAUAAUUAUGUAUAAUACUCCAUUUUUGACUGCCAUUGCUAUUUCUUGUAAAACAUUGACAAUAAAUCUUAUUCGUAUGUUUUGUUUGUUGUUU
Molecule: messenger RNA, 9787 nt
Organism: Mya arenaria
Lineage: Eukaryota; Metazoa; Mollusca; Bivalvia; Myida; Myidae
Product: regulator of G-protein signaling 7-like
Exons: 18
Coding region: 418-1926 (502 amino acids)
Biological process (GO): regulation of G protein-coupled receptor signaling pathway; G protein-coupled receptor signaling pathway; intracellular signal transduction
Source: RefSeq, a predicted model, not a curated record